This is a messenger RNA of Mesorhabditis spiculigera, 417 nucleotides long. The record is from the annotation of a GenBank genome assembly. NCBI's taxonomy places the organism in Eukaryota, Metazoa, Nematoda, Chromadorea, Rhabditida, Rhabditidae.
AUGAUGAGUGUGCACCAGAAUCGCGGAGAGUCCCCGCUAAACUCCCCGAAUUCACUGUCGUCGACGAAGGGCCGCGUGCUCUACUGCCGAAAAUGCGAGGGCCACGGAUUUCAGCGUAUUUUGAAGGGCCACGCCCCGCUUUGCCCCUUUAUUGAUUGUAAAUGUAAAUCGUGCGACCGGUUGAUGCGGAUGCGGAAGAAUGCGUUUGUACGUCGUUAUAAGGAGAGCCUGCCGGAGGAUACGGAAAUAAAAGUCGAGCUACUCCCACAGCAGAAUAAUUUAACGCGGCAGCGAUUCAGGCCUACAGAUACCUACGACUCGGCGGACUCAUCGGACGCGGAAGAGAUGUCGCGCGGCGAGCGUAUCCUCACUGCAUACCCGCCGUUUCAAGGCGAGCCCGUACACUUUAUUCAAAGG